CCAUCAGCAACGUUUGUGACCGCGACCUCGUGGCAUUUGAUGUUGAUUUCGUUGUCGCCAUGGCGAUCCCUCUUUCUCUACGCAGGAAUUUCCUAUUUUCUCGAUUCAGUAGGCCAUUGUUUGGAUGGUUCCAUCAGGGUGAAAAUUUAACUUUGGAACUUGAUCCCGAUUGGAUGUAAAAAUUCUUGUGUUCCGUGAGAAAUUCUAGUAAAAUUUGCAGCCUGUAGAAAUUUCAACCAUGACUUCGCUGGAGCAAAAGCGUGAAGCCUUCCGAAAGUACCUGGAAUCAGCAGGGGCCAUCGAUUGUCUCUCGAAGGCCCUCAUCAAACUGUACCAAGAGCAGGAAAAGCCAGACGAUGCGUGCAAAUUCAUCCGGCAGAUCAUGUGCGAGACUUGUCCUACGGACGAGGAAGUGGCCACCAUGAUAGUGGACCUGGAAAACGCCAAGCAGGAAAUUUGCUGUCUCAAACGGGAAAUCAUUUCCUACAAAGGGGAACUCCGGCGGUCGGACAGCGAAGUGGCCUUGGCCCUCGAGGAAGGUUUCGCGAAGCUCCAAGAGGACGAAGAAUGCUCGUCUCUGCUUAAGAAGCACCUCACCCAGGAAGUGUUCGAUGAGCUGAAACAGAAGAAAACGACACUCAAAUCGACCCUGCUGGAUUGCAUCCAAUCCGGGCUGGAGAACCACGAUUCCGGAGUUGGGAUCUACGCUUCCGAUGCCGAGUGCUACGAACUGUUUGCUCCGCUGUUCAACCCCAUAAUUGAGGCAUAUCACGGAAUCAACCUGGAGGAAGCGCCGCAUCCGUCUUCCGACUGGGGAGAUGCCAGUACCUUCGAAAACCUGGAUCCGGAGAACGAGUUCAUCAUAUCCACGCGGGUUCGUUGUGGCCGAUCCAUUGAAGGCUUCCCCUUUAAUCCACGCCUUAAGAUGGCCAUGUACGAGGAGAUUAUGGAACGUAUUAAAACCGUACUGACGGGACUGGAAGAAGACGACCUUAAAGGCGAAUUUCACCCGCUGGAAACCAUGUCGGAUGAGCUGAAGCAACAGCUGAUCGACGAUCACUACCUGUUCAAGGAGGGCGAUCGGUUCCUGCAGUCGGGCAAUGCGUGCCGGUUUUGGCCGAUUGGAAGGGCCAUCUACUACAACGAAGCGAUGAGCUUUGUCGUGUGGGUGAACGAGGAGGACCACUUGCGGAUCAUUUCCAUGGAGAAGGGUGGCGAUUUAGGUGCCAUCUAUCAACGCUUGGUCCAUGCGGUGGAAGCCAUCGGCAAAGACGUGGCAUUUUCGCGCCAUGACCGCUUUGGCUUUCUGACCUUCUGUCCUUCCAAUCUGGGCACAACAAUCCGAGCAUCAGUUCACAUUAAGCUACCCAACCUCGGCUCUAAUCGAGCCAAACUGGAGGAAGAAGCCGCGAAGUUCAACCUGCAGGUACGUGGAACCCGUGGAGAACAUACCGACUCGGAGGGGGGCGUCUUUGACAUAUCCAACAAACGACGACUAGGCCUAACAGAGUUCGAUGCAGUCAGCGAGAUGUACAACGGUAUCAAACAGCUGAUUGAUUUGGAAAAAUCUACCGAACCUGGUGAAGCCCCACCAGCUGAUGAUUCAGCACCCGCAGAAGACGACUCCGCAGAACAACCCGCGGAGUGAAACGCUGAACCUGAUCAAAUCAUUUGACAAACGCUAAUUUACCAAAUACCUAAAAGUUUGAAACUGUAAGGCAAUCGUAGGCUUAUGCGCGUAUCGCUACAACUUGAGGCAAUCAGGUUUCAUUUUUCGUUGAACCCAAACCAAAGAGCUCAAAAUCAGUUCACACCGCUAUGUACACCAAUGCGCUGUGCAAUGUUCUGUAGUAAAAUAUAGUCACACGUAACAUGGCCCACAUGGGGACAUUGAAAAUUGAU
Messenger RNA from Aedes aegypti (yellow fever mosquito), 1902 nucleotides. RefSeq names its product arginine kinase. Gene Ontology annotation, molecular function: creatine kinase activity. Gene Ontology annotation, biological process: phosphocreatine biosynthetic process. NCBI's taxonomy places the organism in Eukaryota, Metazoa, Arthropoda, Insecta, Diptera, Culicidae. The record is from RefSeq and is a predicted model, not a curated record. The coding region runs from base 239 to 1648 and encodes 469 amino acids. The transcript is spliced from 3 exons.